AUGUACUAUCAUUAUUACAGACUAAUAAUUUACGAGCACUGUACUCAAAAGUCCCCAAGUCCCCUCCCUGCCUUUGCCGGCUACCAAAGUUGAAUUUUUAUUGCCGGCUACCAAAGUUGAAUUUUUAUUAGAGAAAAUUUGAUUGGAAAACCUAAAAAAGACAAAGCAGCAAUUCGUGGUCAAUCGACACUGCCCCAUUUUCAUCGGUCAGAGAGAGAGAGAGAGAUUAUGGCGACAUUGAAGCUUCAAGCGCUUUGGAACCACCCAGCAGGCCCCAAAACCAUUCACUUUUGGGCACCAACUUUUAAGUGGGGCAUCAGCAUCGCAAAUAUUGUUGACUUUGCCAAACCACCAGAGAAACUUUCAUAUCCUCAGCAAAUAGCGGUCACAGCCACUGGAAUUAUCUGGUCCCGCUACAGUACUGUAAUCACGCCGAAGAAUUGGAACCUUUUUAGCGUAAAUGUUGCAAUGGCUGGGACAGGCCUUUACCAACUUUCACGAAAACUUCAGCGUGACUAUUUUUCUGAAGAACAAGUUGUCGUUGCCAAAGAAUGAUGACGGAAAUCUCCAGGAUGACGGAUAUCUGCAGGACAUACGAGUGUUUGCCCUGUGGUUCAUCAUCCAUCUUUGACUUUGUCAAUACGAUGAAAUUGUGACUCUGUAUCCAGAUUGUAAUUCUGCUGGUAAAGCAAGGGAUAAAUGUUUUUGCUUGGUUGACAAUUUUAUCAAAAUAAUGAGUUUACUUUUGUUCGAA
Molecule: messenger RNA, 754 nt
Organism: Rhododendron vialii
Lineage: Eukaryota; Viridiplantae; Streptophyta; Magnoliopsida; Ericales; Ericaceae
Product: mitochondrial pyruvate carrier 4-like
Exons: 5
Coding region: 229-555 (108 amino acids)
Biological process (GO): pyruvate import into mitochondria
Cellular component (GO): mitochondrial inner membrane
Source: RefSeq, a predicted model, not a curated record